Messenger RNA from Pocillopora meandrina, 1657 nucleotides. The record is from the annotation of a GenBank genome assembly. Lineage: Eukaryota; Metazoa; Cnidaria; Anthozoa; Scleractinia; Pocilloporidae.
AUGGCGUAUCAAAAAAUGUACAUGGUUCCUGCCGAAGAUCCGACCAUGGUGAAUCUUUUCAAAGGACGAUUGACCUUCGAUCCUACAUUGGAUACAGCGGCCAAACUCCUGACUCGUAAAAUGGAAAUUUUAAAGAAUCCCAAUACAAGUCACGCUUUCAAAAAGCAAGCCAUCAAACAGCUCGAUCCUGAUAUAGAACUCUACGUUAGAAAAAUGAGACAACUACCAGCAUCGUUAUCGGUCGAUGCCGAUCCUACCAAGUUGGCAAAAUCCUUAAAAGACGAAGAGAGAGAUUUGGUGACUCCCGUACAACAGAAAUUGUUGAAAAGAAUUUUGAGUGAAGUCACCCCCAAAAGAGAACCGGCCACACCAAGGAGAACACCCAAGAGAGCACCCAAAAGAGAACCGACGACGGCACCACCACCUCUAAAACCGUCGACAAUUUCCCUCCAGAUACCCAAGAAACAAACCCCAAGCAAAAGCGUGUCGUGGGAUGUAUUGUCAUUUGCUCAAGGAGAACCUGAAUUAGAUGUAGAUGGUACUCUCAAAAAAAACUUUGAGAAAAAUGCGAGAAAUAGCUUUCAAAAACACCACGAGCCGUCAAAAUCUUAAAACCAGCUAAAGGAUGGACAAGUUGGGAUCCUUCUGGGAAAAAAAAGAAGAAACGGAAAAGUCUUUUAGGUUCCGUUGCCAAAAAAUUGGCGUUUGAUGAUAGCGAAAGUCAUGAUGGUACUUAAAAAUUUUAUUUGCAACUUCGGAUGUUUUUUUACAACGUACCAGGUUUUCUUGUUGUAAAUAUAACUGUUUGUCAAAGCAAUAAAGUAUUACAUAAUCACGUUCAGGAAUAGAUGUCGUCAAAGACUGAACUGUAUAUAAACAACACCCUAUCUCAUUUCAACAUUAUCAAUCUUAUAUCAUGGCCAGAAAACGACAACACGCCGCGCGUCAUUCAAAGAAAAGAAGAAAAGGAAGAAGAAUCAUGCCUAGAAAACAACACCAUACGCGUAAAUCGAAGAAAAGAAGACAGAGAGGAGGGAAAGUUGACAUACAGAAAAAAAUCGAAAAAUUAGGAAUUGAAUUUCAUCCUUUUUCACUCUCAAAACGUAAAAGAUAUCAAUACCUGGGUCCUGGAACAUUUCUCAAAAAACGACUCGCACGCGGUGAUCCUGGUAUCAAUCGUUUGGACAGAAUCGCCAAACUACAAGAUAUAGACUAUUCCAAUGCCAAAAACAUACGUGACAAAUGGAAAGCUGAUCUAAAAAUGGUACAUGCCAUCGAUGCACUUCCUGGUAAAAAAUCACCCAUGGAAAAAUUGUCGCGAAAUAUUAUCGCCGCUAAAAGAAAAUUCAAAUCGUAAAUAAUCCUCUUCGUCGAUUAGCUAUAAAAACAACGCGCAUUAACCUUCGUCAUUAUUACCCACUCAGAAUAUACUCGCGUAAAAAUCAGAGACAUCAUGGUUCGAAGAAGAAAAAACAGAUGGAAAGGAACAAGAAGAAGAACAUCACGCAGACAAAAAGGGGGUCUCCUACCCUUAGCAGCACUCAUUCCUGCACUUAUUGCUGGUGGAAAAGCCGACGGAUUAGGGGCUCUCGGAGGAGGUGCAUCCUAUGGUGUUAAAAAAGCUCUAGAAGCUGCCACCCGAAAAAGGAGGAAAUAA